UCUCCACUGUCCCAGGUGUCCCACCUCUACAUCUGCAGAUCUGUCCCUUCCCUGUGCCAGGGCACAGCAGUCAUGCCAGACACACCAGUGGAGGAAUCUCUCUUCCAAAUAAUCCACUGUUUCCACCAUUACGCUGCCAGGGAAGGCGACGUGGAAACCUUGUCCCUGGAGGAGUUGAAGGCCCUGCUCAUGGACAGUGUGCCUCGCUUCAUGGACACCUUGGGCCGUAAGCAGCCAUACUAUAUCACAGAGCUCUUCCAAGCCGCUGAUAAAAAUAAGGACAACCAGAUCUGCUUUGAAGAGUUCCUGUACAUCUUGGGCAAGCUGGUGAAAGAUUACCACCUACAGUACCACCGGCAGCUGUGUGCUCACUACUGCACCCAGCACAGCCUCUACUAGAGGGAGGAC
Messenger RNA from Nannospalax galili (Upper Galilee mountains blind mole rat), 408 nucleotides. RefSeq names its product protein S100-A15A. The record is from RefSeq and is a predicted model, not a curated record. The coding region runs from base 73 to 399 and encodes 108 amino acids. Gene Ontology annotation, molecular function: calcium ion binding; transition metal ion binding. NCBI's taxonomy places the organism in Eukaryota, Metazoa, Chordata, Mammalia, Rodentia, Spalacidae. The transcript is spliced from 2 exons. Gene Ontology annotation, cellular component: cytoplasm.